GGGCGCCGCCUUUCGAGUUUAUGCCUAGAGCGCCCCAUGCGGGUCGCUUAGCGCAUGACGUCAUCGCUGCUGCUGCAGCGCCGCUGUCCCCGCUAUGCUCAAGGCGAGUACGUUUUCCCAGUUUAUGCCUAGAGCGGCCCGAUCCGGGGGCCCUUGCGCGUCGCUUUGCGUCUUACGUCAUCGCCGCUGCACCGCCAUUCAGGAGCGGCGCUGUCCUCGCUGCUAUGUUCAAGGUUAAGCAGUUGGUGGCUGCUCCUGCUAGCCUGAGUUUCCAGGUAUAUGCUGCUGCUUCAGAAAAAGAAGCUUCCAAAAAGAACGUACUGAAAGUUGAUGAGCUUUCACUCUAUACUAGUCCAGCAGCAAAAUCAAAGUAUGUGGAAGAUCCACGAACACAGUUGGAGGAAGGCAUUGGUCAUGUGCGGCACUCCUUGGAGCCAUAUACAGGCUGGUUUCAGGAUUUUUCUGGUAAAGCCAAGCCCAAAGUAGAAAUGGCAGCUGAAUAUGGUAGAGAAGGAUAUGACCUACUCAAAAACCCACCUCCAGGAUUUUACCCGAGGCUUGGUGUCAUAGGUUUUGCUGGUGUUAUUGGAUUGUUCCUGGCUAGAGGUUCCAAAGUCAAGAGGUUUGUGUAUCCAGUAAGCUUCAUAGGGAUUUGUGCCUCUCUCUACUAUCCACAGCAGGCCAUUGCUAUUGGCAAGGUAACUGGUUCCCAACUGUACAAUUGGAGUCUACAGGCAUACAUAAAUAUAGAAUCUCUCUGGAAAGAUACCCCCAAAAAGAAAAAAUCUGCAAAAACAAGCGACAAGGCUGAUGCAGAGCGUGACAAAAUGGUGAAAGUACAAGAAGAAAAAGCAAUAAAAUAGGAUUCUCCACUGUUUCUUAUUUUAAAAGUAUAAAUGAAUAGAGAGCUUACAGAGGAUCAGCAGUUUCCUAGAAAAUCGCAGCAUCUGUCAUGACCGUGACUACAGUUUACCUGUGUUUUAGAUGCAGAAAGAAUGGAUCUUGCAGGGUGUCUGAAAAGCACCCUGUCUGAAUGUGAAAGGACACAGGCGUGCCUCUUCCACUUAUGCUCUUUAGAUUGGAGUUCUGUGGUGUGACUCAGAGCCUGCUUCAGGACCUGCAACUAUAAACUGUAAUCCUGAUCUGAAUUUGCAAGGAAGUAUGUUCCAUUGAACUUAGUGGGACUUAAUUCCAAGUAAAUGCUUGGGACUGGGCUGUGAAUUGAGCCUCAAAACUCGCCAAUCUCUUGUUACUAUUUAUAAGGCUUAAAUAAAGUGAAGACUUGAAAAUA
This is a messenger RNA of Sceloporus undulatus (fence lizard), 1291 nucleotides long. RefSeq names its product apolipoprotein O (gene APOO). Gene Ontology annotation, cellular component: MICOS complex. The transcript has 9 exons. NCBI's taxonomy places the organism in Eukaryota, Metazoa, Chordata, Lepidosauria, Squamata, Phrynosomatidae. The coding region runs from base 21 to 863 and encodes 280 amino acids. Gene Ontology annotation, biological process: cristae formation. The record is from RefSeq and is a predicted model, not a curated record.